This is a messenger RNA of Ceutorhynchus assimilis (cabbage seed weevil), 1008 nucleotides long. The record is from the annotation of a GenBank genome assembly. NCBI's taxonomy places the organism in Eukaryota, Metazoa, Arthropoda, Insecta, Coleoptera, Curculionidae.
UCAUCCAAAUAAAAAUAAAUUAAAUUGUUUAUAAUUAUAAAGGCAUCAGUGGCAAUUUACUUUAGACUGAAAAAACUCUUAUCUUCAUUGUUGACAUUAUUAUUUAUAGGAUUCAAGUUAGAGAGGGUGUGUUGUUGUUAAAAAUGUAAAAAUAAACUAUAGAAAUCAUGGUUUCGUUAUUUGAAAACUACGAGCAACAAUAUUCUUGUUUAACUGCCGAUAUUACUGCCCAAAUAGGUCAGCUAUCAGCUUCAGCUUCAAAAGACCGUAGACAGCUUAUUUCAAAAAUAGAAAAGCAUGUUGAGGAAGCACAAGAACUGUUGGAGCAAAUGGACUUGGAAGUCCGAGAAGUGGAACCCACCAAAAAGCAAAGGUGCAGAACCAAACUGGAUUGUUACAGGGCUGAACUAAAAAGACUUACUUUGGAAUACAUUAAGGCAAGAACAGUCAAACAAGAGUCUUUGUAUGACAGUGCUGAAGAUAUUGAUGUUAGGAUAUCAUUUAAUCAAAACCAAAGGCUACUAGACAAUUCUGAAACCCUUGAAAGGGCUGGCAGAAAACUAAACGAAGGCUACAGGGUUGUUGUAGAAACUGAGGAAAUUGGGAACCAUGUAAUGAAGAAUUUGGCAGAGCAAAGAGAGACAAUACAGAGGUCUAGAAAUAGGUUGAGGGAAACUGACCAAGAAAUCAGCAGAUCAGCCAGAAUUCUAAACACAAUGAUGAUGAGGUCACUACAGCAAAAAGUCAUAAUGUUUGCUGUAGCAAUUUCCUUUGUCGCCUUGAUUUGUUUAGGGAUUUAUUUAGGUUUUAAAAGUUAGGCACCAAAAUCAGGUAUUAAUCUAGUCAUAUGUGAAACUGCAAUUAUUUUUGGUGCUUUUUGUGUUUAUUGGAUAUAAUUGUGUUGUUAACUUUAUUGCAUUCCCAUUUAACACUAGGUUUUCUAGUUUUAGUAGGCUGUAAAAUAUUGUAUUAUUUAUUUUAAAUAGAAGACAAUUUGUUAAACUUUGA